AUGUCAGAUGAUGAUGAUGACGAAUGGGUUGAAGCACCUACAACAACAGAUCAUUCAAGUCAAAAAGAAAAGAAACAUAAAGAAAAAAAUAGCAAGAAGAAACAUAAAGAAAAAAAUAGAGAUAGAGAUAGAGAUAGAGAAAGAGAAAGAGGAGAUAAUCAUAAGAAAAGAAGUAAACAACAUAAAAAUGAUGACGAUGAUGAUGUAGUUGAUGAUAGUAAAAAGAAAUUGAAAAUAGAUAAUAAUGAUAGUAAAGAUAGCGAUAAUGCUACUGGUGUUGGUGGUAGUGGUGGUGGUGGCAGAGAUGAUUGGAUGAAUAUGGAAUCGUCUUCAUGGCUAUCAGGUUCUAAGUCACACAACGAUGUCAAACGUGAGUUGAUGCAGCAAGCCAAAGACGAAAAGAAUGCACUUGCCGAUAAACUAUCAAAGACUGCCGGACUUGUAGAUCCUGAGCUAUUUAUGAAACAACAUCAACAACAACAACAACAACAAUCUACAGAUAAAACAACGACAACAGCAACAGCAAUACCUACAAGUAGCAAAAGUGACACUGAUAAAUCAUUUCUGGUUGGAGAUGGCGGUGCAUCUUGGAGAGCAAAGAAAUUACUUAGAGCACAACAACAAGCAUCAGAAUCUGGUGAAUCGGUUAACACUGUUCUAAAAGAGAGAUUAAGUGAAAAUGAAAUAGAGAAUAUCACCAAGACAAGCAAUAAAAAUAAUUAUAGCAAUUAUAAUAAAAAUAGUAACAGUCAAAGAAGUAAUAAUAACCCUAGAGAUUACUUAAGAAAGGAAGAAGAUGAUAACAUUAGUUUGAAAAUGAAGAAACCAAGUAAUGACUCUAAGCUAUUCUGGAGUCCUGGUUCAAAUAGAAGACAUUCUAGCGGUGAGCAUACCGAUAGAGAUACUUAUGAUAGAGAUAGAAGAGAUAGAGAUAGAGAUAGAGAUAGAGACAGAGAAAGAAGUGAUAGAGACAGAGAUAGAGAUAGAAGUAAUAGAGAUAGAGACAGAGACAGAGAUAGAGACUAUAAAGACAGAGACAGGGGUGAUAAUGAUAAAAAGAGAGAUAGAGACUAUAGAGAUGGAGACAGAGAUAGAGACUAUAAAAACAGAGACAGAGACAGAGAUAAUGACAAAAAGAGGGAUGGAGACUAUGGUGAUAAAGAUAAGGUUAAGGAAAUUAAACCUGUUGUCGAGGUUGUUAGAACUGAACAACCUUCAUAUGCAGAACUAUUCCCACAUUUAGCAAAGAACAAAGUUAGUGAAAAAGAAGAGUCAAAGAAGAAUCAGAAUGAAGAUUCACCAAGUUCAACAACAGCAGCAGCAGUAGUAACAUCGACAACAUCAACGACAUCAACAACAAGAUCCACUAAUACAACAACAACAACAACACCUAUCAACUUAAAUAAAUUAAAUGCAGAGAUGCUAAAAGCAAAGAUGAUGGGAGAUAAAAAUAAAAUGGAGAAACUACAGAAACAGAUAGAUGAAUAUAAAGAACAACAACAACAGAAUAAUAAUAAUAAUAAUAAUAAUAAUGAAAGAAAAGAAAAUGAAAAUAGAAUAGAAGGUAGUAAUCAAGUAAAGAUAUCUGGUUUGGAUGAAUUCGGUAAGAAGAUUUAUAUGAAGGAAUCGACCAGUAAGCUUAGCUCUAGACAGGAAGAACAUUUCGAUAAGAAUGGUGAAAGAUUGAAAUAUUAUGAUGAUGACGAUAAGGUUGAUCUUGACACGCUUGUGGCGCGUGAGAAGCGUGGAACCGCCGGAAACAUGGACUAUGAAUUCUUGAAUACCAUCUCCAAGGCAGAGAAGUGGGCACAGGAUGACCGCGAUGACUACGGUCCAGAGAUGCAAGCGGGCAGCAAACAAUCGAAGCGCAGACAACAGGAGAAGGAGAGUCGUGAUGUCGAUAAAUUCAAACAGCAACUGGUCAAUUCCGACCGGCGCGUCAACAGCGCGCUGGAGCGGUGCUGGCAUUGUCCGGCAAGCAAGCAGUAUCAACGCCACAUGACAAUUGCAACCGGACAUCACAUGAGUAACGACGCCACUAGCGCACCGGCAUUCUUUAAGAAGGCACUGAUGGAGUCAGAGUCGGAGUGGUCCAACAAUCGACUGAUCGACUCUGUCAAGAAAGGUGGAUUACGUAAUAGCAUACCGCAGAACUUCUCUUAUUUCUGGGUGGAAUGUGGCUAUAAACAGGUGGGAUUCGUUCAUCCCAUAGAGAAUGAAAUCAAAUUCCAGCGAGACUUUGGUAAGAAUGUAAUCGCAGGAAUGUUAGAUCUCGACCUCGAUGAACUUCAUUCCAAGAGAAAGAGUUAUCAAGAGGAAGAAAGAUAUUCAAAUCAAUUUAAAUCUCAAUUCUCUGAUUUCGAUUGGACAAAACAAUUAGAAUAG
Molecule: messenger RNA, 2385 nt
Organism: Heterostelium album PN500
Lineage: Eukaryota; Evosea; Eumycetozoa; Acytosteliales; Acytosteliaceae
Product: cwfJ family protein
Exons: 2
Coding region: 1-2385 (794 amino acids)
Biological process (GO): mRNA splicing, via spliceosome
Cellular component (GO): post-mRNA release spliceosomal complex
Source: RefSeq, a predicted model, not a curated record